Sebastes umbrosus (honeycomb rockfish) is the source of this 2082-nucleotide messenger RNA. Its product is annotated as TLC domain-containing protein 3A-like. The transcript has 5 exons. The coding region runs from base 178 to 999 and encodes 273 amino acids. The record is from RefSeq and is a predicted model, not a curated record. Gene Ontology annotation, biological process: lipid homeostasis. Lineage: Eukaryota; Metazoa; Chordata; Actinopteri; Perciformes; Sebastidae. Gene Ontology annotation, cellular component: membrane; endoplasmic reticulum.
ACGCAAGCUGUCGAGAAAACCAACAGAAGAAGAAUAAUUAUCUAAAUAAGUGUUGUGCAUAUGACGGGGAAGUCCAGUCAGGACCAGCCUGUUGUUGACUGUCGCAGUGUUUAGUCUCUGGAGUCAGCAUGGGGUUGUAGCUGCUAGAGUUACACGUUACAGGAAGAGGUCUACUAGAUGAUGUCUACUGCCUUGCUGUGUGGAGCUGUGGUGUUUCCGGGUCUCUUCUACAGCUUCAGCAGAGUCCUGAGAUGCUCUCUGACCCAGUGGAGCGAUGCUGACGUGAUGUCUGUCAGUGAGAGGCUGGUGUCCUCCGUCCAUGCAUCUCUGGCUACUGCAGCUGGAGUCACAGUGGUGGCGUCCUGCAGGGAUGUGAUGACUGACAGUCACUGGCUGGUCAAUGCGUUUGCUUUGUUCGGAGCUAACUUCAUGGCCUUCGACAUCUAUGCCAUGUAUCUGAGCCACUACCACACUCAGAGGGUCAGAGGUCAUCCCAGUUCGUCCGGCGGCCACUCUCUUCAGACAGUGAAGGCUUUCCUCUUUAGGGACUGGAUGUUGGUCCUCCAUCACCUGGUGCUGCUGCUCAUUUUCAUGCCCAUCACUCUGUUCUUCAGAAGGGGCCUGGGUGAUUUCUUCAUCGGCUGCUUUUUCAUCACAGAGUUCAGCACACCUUUCGUCUCCAUAGGAAAGAUUCUCAUCCAGCUGGGCCUCGAUGACACCAGGAUGUACAGAAUCAACGGCAUCAUUGUCCUCCUGAGUUUCUUCACGUGUCGGAUCUUGGUCUUCCCCUUCAUGUACUGGAUGUACGGCCGGCAGUUUGGCAUUCCCCUGCACAGAGUGGCCCUCCAUCUGCCUCUGCACUGCAACGUGGGUAACCUGGUGGUCCUGGCUCCACAGAUCUACUGGUUCAUCCUGCUGCUGAGGAAAGCCAGCAGACUCUACCUGCGACGGGAGAGAGGGAAGGGAGACGCAAACAAAGACAGGCCCAAGACAGACUGAGGGGUUCCAGCUGGUUAUUAAAACACCUGGUAGUAUUAGGGCCACUGUUGUGGAAUUUCUUUUUUGAGAGUAAGUAACAUUUUCUAAUAAUCUUCUGCAAAAUAGUUAUAAUAUUGGUGCCUUAAAGUGCCUUCUAUCAGUACAGAAGCUGGCAAAACAAACCUGUUCCACUACGGUCCUGGAACGAUCUGCAGGCCAAGCUCAAACACGAGACCCUCAUGUCUUUAAAUGAUUUUAAACUUAGAAUAAAGGAAGUGGUCACUCCUAGCUGCAGUUGCCUCAAUUAACUAACAAACACAUGACCAAAAUGCUACCUUGUUAAUGGACCGUAUGAUGUAUUUUAUUGUACCUAUUGUUGCCGCUGUGAUUCUAUGUCGUUGUCUCGUUAUGUGUUGGAUGCUGCUAUUUGGGGUUGUCAGAAAAAUUCUAAUCUUUUUCUUGAAAUAUUCAUUUUUUCUUGUAAAUUUGACCUUUAUUCUCAAAACUUCUUUCCCUCAAAGUUAACUUCUGUGAAUCCUAUUUUUUCCUCAAAAUGUACUUUUUACUGAGAAACUUUUUUUUAAACUUAAUUUUCAGAAUAUUAAGACAUUUUCCUCAAAGUAUUAAUUUUUUCCACCUUAUUCUCAGAUUUUUUUUUCCUUGACUGUGGCCCUAAUAUAUCACGAUACAGAGAAGUUUGGUGUUUGUCCUGCACUACCUAUCAUUAUGUAGCUUUUUAAAGGGGCUGUAUGUAAGUUUUUACAUGUAUAAACGUGUUUUAAUCAUUUUUUAUUGCCAGUGUGUGAACAGGUUGUAACCUAACCUAAAAAAUGAGACCGUCCGUUACUUUCUGGGUUUCCUUUAUCAGCCUGUAAACGUCCCGGGAAAAUCCAAUGGAUGUGACGUCAUGCGCGCCCGUGUGUGCCUUUUCAACAAGCAAUUUCUGAUUCUUACAUCCAGCCCCUUUAACUGAACUUUGAUUGUCAGUUGCUACUAUGUGUAACUACUAGGGUAACUAUUUUAAAUUUUGUGUUACCAUGCACUGUUAAAGCUUUACUAUUUGCAGAGAAUAUUUUUUGUACCAAUAAAACAAAUUAAAUUACG